Molecule: messenger RNA, 227 nt
Organism: Amoebophrya sp. A25
Lineage: Eukaryota; Dinophyceae; Syndiniales; Amoebophryaceae
Source: the annotation of a GenBank genome assembly
CUCAGUCACGUGGCACAAGAACCUUUCGGAGCACAAGGAAACUGACUGGUGACGACAUAUCACCCACUAUUGAGCGUAUGACAUCUCCUGUCUCUGGUACUGGUGGAGGAGUUGAAGCGAUGAACUCUAAUUCCUGGCCCCCUGUCAGCAACUUCGGUGGCUGGAGCACGUUUCUCAACUUGUGCAAGGCUGUAACAGAAGCGGAAGCCGAAAUUGAUGAACAAGAA